Molecule: messenger RNA, 2954 nt
Organism: Mandrillus leucophaeus (drill)
Lineage: Eukaryota; Metazoa; Chordata; Mammalia; Primates; Cercopithecidae
Gene: MCM7
Product: minichromosome maintenance complex component 7
Exons: 15
Coding region: 647-2806 (719 amino acids)
Biological process (GO): DNA strand elongation involved in DNA replication; double-strand break repair via break-induced replication; DNA replication initiation
Cellular component (GO): nucleus; MCM complex
Molecular function (GO): single-stranded DNA binding; ATP binding; ATP hydrolysis activity
Source: RefSeq, a predicted model, not a curated record
AGUCCCGUCAGCUUCCGGUAGAAGAGCUCGGCCACAUCCCGGCCGCCACUGUCCCCGCGGACUGGCCGGUGGAAGGACUCAGUGAAGGAUCCUGCGACACGGGCUGGCCCUGGGCGCCCCUCCCGCCCGGUCCCUCCGCCCCUUCCCUGUCCCGAGGGUCUAGGAUACAGUCUUUGUAGAUGAGCGGGUCCCCCUUGGAGGACAGAAUGAAGAACUGGGAAAUCAUGGCCGUCCUGGAGAGCAGACAAGAAGACGACGAAAGUUGGGCCUGCCCCGCCCUGAGGCCCCGGAACAAAAGAACGCGCGUGCGCUGGCCCUUUAAGAGCGAUUCUCCUCCGCCCGCGCCAGCUUGGACCGCGGGAAACCCGGCGCCCGCCCCACCCCGCCCGGAGAUUCCCUUCCGACUCCCGCACCGCCUCCCCGUCACUCAUUCGAGGCCCGCCCGGCGAUUGGCUUACGGCUAGCGGGAGGGAGAAAGGGCCGGCUUUUCCGAUUGGCCAGCACGCAGUGGCGCUGGUCACGUGGGGGGCGACGUUUCGCGCCAAUUUCGGUUGGCCGGCCACAGUCCACCGCGCGGACGUUCUUAGCUUCCCCAGAAGCAAGACCUCUGAGCCCGCCAAGAGCUGCCGCACGGGCCUCGGCAGCGAUGGCACUGAAGGACUACGCGCUAGAGAAAGAAAAGGUUAAGAAGUUCUUACAAGAGUUCUACCAGGAUGAUGAACUUGGGAAGAAGCAGUUCAAGUAUGGGAACCAGUUGGUUCGGCUGGCUCAUCGGGAACAAGUGACUCUGUAUGUGGACCUGGACGACGUAGCCGAGGAUGACCCCGAGUUGGUGGACUCAAUUUGUGAGAAUGCCAGGCGCUACGCAAAGCUCUUUGCCGAUUCCGUACAAGAGCUGCUGCCUCAGUACAAGGAGAGGGAAGUGGUAAAUAAGGAUGUCCUGGACGUUUACAUUGAGCAUCGGCUGAUGAUGGAGCAGCGGAGUCGGGACCCUGGAACAGCCCGAAGCCCCCAGAACCAGUACCCUGCUGAACUCAUGCGCAGAUUUGAGCUGUAUUUUCAAGGCCCAAGUAGCAACAAGCCUCGUGUGAUCCGGGAAGUGCGGGCUGACUCUGUGGGGAAAUUGGUGACUGUGCGUGGAAUUGUCACUCGUGUCUCUGAAGUCAAACCCAAGAUGGUGGUGGCCACUUACACUUGUGACCAGUGUGGGGCAGAGACCUACCAGCCGAUCCAGUCUCCAACUUUCAUGCCUCUGAUCAUGUGCCCAAGCCAGGAGUGCCAAACCAACCGCUCAGGAGGGCGGCUGUAUCUGCAGACACGGGGCUCCAAAUUCAUCAAAUUCCAGGAGAUGAAGAUGCAAGAACAUAGUGAUCAAGUGCCCGUGGGAAACAUCCCUCGUAGUAUCACGGUGCUGGUAGAAGGAGAGAACACGAGAAUUGCCCAGCCUGGAGACCACGUCAGCGUCACUGGUAUCUUCUUGCCAAUCCUGCGCACUGGGUUUCGACAGGUGGUACAGGGUUUACUCUCAGAAACCUACCUGGAAGCCCAUCGGAUUGUGAAGAUGAACAAGAGUGAGGAUGAUGAGUCUGGGGCUGGAGAGCUCAGCAGGGAGGAGCUGAGGCAGAUUGCAGAAGAGGAUUUCUACGAAAAGCUGGCAGCUUCAAUCGCCCCAGAAAUAUAUGGGCACGAAGAUGUAAAGAAGGCACUGCUGCUUCUGCUAGUGGGGGGUGUGGACCAGUCUCCUCGAGGCAUGAAGAUCCGGGGCAACAUCAACAUCUGUCUGAUGGGGGAUCCUGGUGUGGCCAAGUCUCAACUCCUGUCGUACAUUGAUCGGCUGGCCCCCCGCAGCCAGUACACAACAGGCCGGGGCUCCUCGGGAGUGGGGCUUACGGCAGCUGUGCUGAGAGACUCCGUGAGUGGAGAACUGACUUUAGAGGGUGGGGCUCUGGUGCUGGCUGACCAGGGCGUGUGCUGCAUUGAUGAGUUCGACAAAAUGGCCGAGGCCGACCGCACAGCCAUCCACGAGGUCAUGGAGCAGCAGACCAUCUCCAUUGCCAAGGCCGGCAUCCUCACUACACUCAAUGCCCGCUGCUCCAUCCUGGCUGCCGCCAACCCUGCCUAUGGGCGCUACAACCCCCGCCGCAGCCUGGAGCAGAACAUACAGCUGCCUGCCGCGCUGCUCUCCCGGUUUGACCUCCUCUGGCUGAUUCAGGACCGGCCUGACCGAGACAAUGACCUACGGUUGGCCCAGCACAUCACCUAUGUGCACCAGCACAGCCGGCAGCCCCCCUCCCAGUUCGAACCUCUGGACAUGAAGCUCAUGAGGCGUUACAUAGCCAUGUGCCGCGAGAAGCAGCCCACAGUGCCAGAGUCUCUGGCUGACUACAUCACGGCAGCGUAUGUGGAGAUGAGGCGAGAGGCUUGGGCUAGUAAGGAUGCCACCUACACUUCCGCUCGGACCCUGCUGGCUAUCCUGCGCCUUUCCACUGCUCUGGCCCGUCUGCGAAUGGUGGACGUGGUGGAGAAGGAAGAUGUGAAUGAAGCCAUCAGGCUAAUGGAGAUGUCAAAGGACUCUCUUCUGGGAGACAAGGGGCAGACAGCUAGGACUCAGAGACCAGCAGAUGUGGUAUUUGCCACCAUCCGUGAACUGGUCUCAGGGGGCCGAAGCGUCCGGUUCUCUGAGGCAGAGCAGCGCUGCAUAUCUCGCGGCUUUACACCCGCCCAGUUCCAGGUGGCUCUGGAUGAAUAUGAGGAGCUCAACGUCUGGCAGGUCAAUGCUUCCCGGACAUGGAUCACUUUUGUCUGAUUCCAGCGUGCUUGCAAGCCUGGGGUCCUCUUGUUCCCUGCUGGCCCGCCCCUUGGGAAGGGGCAGUGAUGCCCUUGAGGGGAAGGAGGAGCCCUUCUUUCUCCUAUGCUGCACUUAUUCCUUCUGCUAAUAAAGUGUUUGUAGAUUG